UGACAAAGCUAUUGAUUAUACGUGAAACACGUACCGGAUUCUUUUUCCGGUUGUAAAUAAAAAAAAGAAGCUCAUUACUAGUGAAGUGGUCAAGAAGGGACGCCUAGCCGAAAGAAAAGGGUCUUCUUUUUGCAUCAGAAUUCACACACUGCAGAGAAGCAAAGAAUAACAUCUAUUAUACAUAGAAAAAGAAAUGGGAAAAACUUUGCAGUCACUCCAAUCUCCUCCUUUUCACUAGUUUGGACUUUUUGCGAGUUUCUUAGUUCAUAAGGUUCGUUCGAUCGUGUGAGCUACGAUGAGUUGAUGCAUUGCCCCAGUCCACAAGAAAGGCAGGACUCUUGCUGCUCCAUAAAGACCGGCACAAGGUCUCAGCUCUUGGGCAUUCGAGCUUCAGGAGAGCUCUUGGAGAUGAGAAUUCUGCAGGGAGACAGAUUCAAAGAUGUGGAGCAGCAGCUACGGCCAUUUCUAUCGGCACGAAGGAAGCAGAUGGGUUUUCUGUCAUUGAAGCAGAAAGAGCUUUCGUCGAAGAAGACGGUAACUAUACGGAAGUUGAAAAAGGAUUGUCGAUGAGGACACUAAGAAUUGAUCCUUUGGAUAGCUUCAAAAAGUAUAAGGGUGGCUAUAACAUCACAAGCAAGCAUUACUGGAGUUCUACAAUUUAUACAGGGAGAUAUGGGUACAUAAUUGGCACAAUAUGGCUUCUCAGUGGCUUUGUGUAUGCUUGCAUUCUCGCGGUGGCACGGAGGACUUGUUUGCUCAAAAAGGAAAGGAAACAAAAGAUACUUCCUCGCUCUGAGAGACAUCUUGUCUGGGUAACAUUACUUGGGAUCCUAUAUACAUGCCUAGCCAUAGUAGCAUCUGGAAUAGUACUUGAUGGAUGCUCUAAAUUUCAUUCGAGGGUGCAAUCAAUCAAGAACAUCAUUGUAGAAACAUCAGAAGAGGCUUCACAAACCAUAUUUGAUGUGAUCAAAGCUGUCGAUGACAUGGAAAGUGUUACGCCGCAAUAUGGCAGUCUUGGAGGAUCCAGCUAUCUGAAUUCCACAUUGCAAAAUCUUAAUGAUGAAGCUGUGAACAUGCCGCGAAAAGCUGAGAAGAGCAUGGGGAUGGUUAACAGGGCAAUCAACAUAUUGAGAAUGGUGACUAUCUUCAUCAUUGUGCUGAAUCUUGUAGUUAUUCUUACAGUGCUUGUCUUGAGAUCUCUAAGACUAAGACUAAGACUUCACCAGACAUUUUACCUGUUCUCUGGUGAUACCUGUGCAGCUUUUGAGGAGUAUCAACAAAAUCCUCAAAAUAGCACCUUAAGCUCAAUCCUACAAUGCAGUGAGCAACUCUCAGCUAAUAUUUUUCUACAUGAUAUCCGGCAAAGAAUCCACGAUACAAUUGACCAGGUAAGUGCAAACAUAUCAGCAGUGAAAUCACUGUCUCUAGUCUGUAACCCUUUUUCUGGACCACCGGAGUAUUCUUACCAGCCAGGAAAUUGUUCUUCCAACACAAUCAAAAUAGGAGAUGUUCCUCAGGUCUUGAAGGAACAUAGAUGCUCAGAUGAUAGUGGAACUUGCAGCCAUGGUAACUUUUUAUCAUCCAUCGCGUACACAAGAGUGCAGGUCUACGCAAGCUCAAUGCAGAAUAUACUCGAUGGAUUUCCCCGCAUGGAAAGACUCGCAAAUUGUCAGUUGGUUAGGGAUGCAUUCUCCAAGAUUCUUGUUGAGAAUUGCAAACCAUUGAAGGAUAAUGCUCACUUGACAUCAACCACUAUGGCGGUUCUAUCAGCCAUCAUGGUUGCUCUUGCAUUGCUUUUGAUUUCUGAAGCUCACUAUCAUGAUGGAUCACACUCUUCUGCUGUCUCUGUAAGACCUCAGCCAAUCUCUGCAGAGAGUCAUAUUGGUCCACAAGUAACUUGUAGUAAAAAUGGAGGUUCAGAUCCAUAG
This is a messenger RNA of Zingiber officinale, 1928 nucleotides long. RefSeq lists its product as uncharacterized. The record is from RefSeq and is a predicted model, not a curated record. NCBI's taxonomy places the organism in Eukaryota, Viridiplantae, Streptophyta, Magnoliopsida, Zingiberales, Zingiberaceae. The transcript has 10 exons. Gene Ontology annotation, cellular component: membrane. Bases 567 to 1928 code for a protein of 453 amino acids.